Laetiporus sulphureus 93-53 is the source of this 1974-nucleotide messenger RNA. RefSeq lists its product as uncharacterized. Gene Ontology annotation, biological process: amino acid transmembrane transport. The coding region runs from base 141 to 1910 and encodes 589 amino acids. The record is from RefSeq and is a predicted model, not a curated record. Lineage: Eukaryota; Fungi; Basidiomycota; Agaricomycetes; Polyporales; Laetiporaceae. Gene Ontology annotation, cellular component: membrane. The transcript is spliced from 11 exons. Gene Ontology annotation, molecular function: amino acid transmembrane transporter activity.
GGAAAUGAGCUCCUCCACACCAGCGCCAUGAGUCACGCACAAUGUCCGUGGUGAAACCUUAAGCUACCUUUUCGUCCUCCUGAACCACGAGCUGGUUUCAGCAUCCAUUUAGGUAGAGGAAGUCGACUGUCGGAAUCGUUAUGGACGCGGAUCAAGCUCCCGCGAGCUAUGGGGCCACCAUUGCGCAUCCCAGAUCCUCUGAUGCACCAGUAUCGGAACCAGAGGAAAUUCCAGUCAGUGAUUUGCGCCCUUUUCCGAUGUAUGUUGGGCGUGGUGGUCUCCACCGUGGACUCUCCGCGCGUCAAGUCUCGAUGAUUGCAAUAGCUGGGACUAUCGGUACUGGACUGUUCUUAGGGACUGGGCGUUCCUUGGCUCAAGGAGGGCCGGCCAGCAUGCUCAUCUGCUACGGCUUCAUCGGUGCGAUUGUCUAUGUCACGCUGUUGCUGCUCGGCGAGAUGGCCACGCAAUAUCCUGUAGCUGGUUCAUUCAACGCCUAUGCGACGCGAUUUUUCUCGCCUGCCUACGGAUUUGCUCUCUCAUGGAACUACUGGUUCAAUGACGCCGUUUCUGUGGCAUCAGACCUGACUGCGGCCCAGCUGGUUCUACAAUUUUGGACGACCUGGCACCCAUGGGCCAUCAGUCUUGUUUUCUGGGUCUUCUUAGUAGCGGUAAAUGCAGCACACGUGAAGGCCUACGGGGAGCUCGAAUAUUGGCUCUCCUCCCUCAAGGUGGUCACAGUCAUAUUUUUCGUCAUUGUUGGAAUAUUCGUGAACCUCGGAGUCAACCGCGAACACGAAUUUAUUGGAUUGCGAAAUUGGCACAUUGAAGGGGCACCGUUCGUUGGUGGAUUUGGGGGUUUUGCCAGGGUCUUUGUGACUGCUAGCUUUGCUUACGGAGGAACCGAGAGCCUCGGCAUCACUGCUGGAGAGACCAAGAAUCCGUCACGCAAUAUGCCCCGGGUAGUGAAAUUUGUCUUUUGGAGAAUUUUGCUGUUCUACGUUCUAAGCAUUGCACUCAUUGGGUUGAACGUCCCUUGGAACUACCCUGGAUUGUCGAACAGAACUACUACAACUUCCCCCUUUACCAUUGUUUUCAAAGAGGCAGGAUCAAACGUCGCCGCGUCUUUCAUGAAUACAGUCAUCCUGACCUCGGUCCUCUCUGCUGGAAAUCACGCGCUCUUUGCAGGCACCCGCGUACUGUAUGGUCUAUCAGUUACUGUUCCUUAUCCGCAAGCUCCGCAGAUCUUCUCGAGAACGACUAAAGCCGGCGUCCCGCUGGCUGCACUCCUGGCCACGAGCAGCGUAAGCAUCAUAUGCUUUGGGACUAGCUUCGUCGGCAGCGGUGUUCUGUGGGGGUGGCUGCAGAACAUUGUCGGGGUUUCUAAUCAGAUCGCAUGGCUAUCGAUUGGCCUCGCGAGUUGGCGAUUCCGCAGGGCAUGGAUACGUCAAGGCCGACCUAUCGACGAAAUGAAAUUUAGAGCCUCGUGGACUUGGCCAUGGGGCCCGCCGUUCGUGGUGUCUUCUGUCACCGCUCUAAUCAUAGUCCAAGGCUGGUCCUCCGUGAUACCCAGGUUUUUGCCGGUCGACUUCAUUUCAUUUUACAUUGAGAUCCCUGUAAUGUUGGCGAUGUUCUUCGGCUGGAUCUUCAUCAUGCGAGCGGCAGGGUCUGCAUCCCUGGAGUCUGAACCCGAGUUUGAUACCUCAUCAGCGGGUCCCAACGUGCCGUUGCUCCGCCGAUCAAUCCACCGGAAGCGAAAGAGAUACCACGAUCUAGUCGACUUGGAUACGGUGGAUUUGACCAAAGAUGAGUACGAAGAGGCUGAAACGGAUAGAUCUGAUGACGAGGAAAGGGAAAAAAGGCUGAAUGGGUGCACUGGAUGGCUAUGGGCGAUGUACUACUGGAUUGUGUAGAUGUAAGCUAUUAGCUGGUACUGAUAAGAUCUUACGCGCGGCAAUCAGUACUCCCACAGGCGCC